This is a messenger RNA of Exaiptasia diaphana, 4594 nucleotides long. Its product is annotated as plectin. Lineage: Eukaryota; Metazoa; Cnidaria; Anthozoa; Actiniaria; Aiptasiidae. The transcript is spliced from 34 exons. The record is from RefSeq and is a predicted model, not a curated record. Bases 80 to 4402 code for a protein of 1440 amino acids.
AGUCAAAUAGCAACAACAGAGCAGCCGUGCUUGGUUUCAUAAAAUAUGGAUUUAAAGUUUGAUCGCGACUAGAGACGAAAUGCUACAAAUACAACGCUAYGAAGAGCGAGGCGAUGCUCCAGCUCAAGCCAUUUUACAAGCAAAUUCACAAGCAAGAGCGAUCCGAAAGGCAAUCGAAACUCAAGAAGAACUCGAACGAAUCAAGGAACGAGUUGUUCGAACGUUGGAUACGUAUGAYUUAAGUGAGAAACUUUCUGGUGGACAUGACAAGGCCGAAGUCGAUCGAAUCGCUGAAGAAUACAUAAGAGAGCAAGCGAACCUGGAAUUUAUUGAUGACAUGGCUCAACUCAUGAUAAUACUAUCAGAUCCAGUGGCAAAAAGAAAGUAUCAACAACAAGUGACUGUCUUUAUUGUUGGUUUUGAGAAUCUCUGUGGCCGCAGAGCAAAGUUUUUUAAUCAAAACACUGCAGAGGAGAGUAAGUUUGAACUUGAGCCACCAGAAGUAGACUGGGAUGAUAUGAAUGUACAAGUCAGGGAAGCAUUGGGGAAAGCAGAAAAAGCCACAGAAAGACUGGCAACCGUAUCAAAAGACGUCAUGAAAGCACUAGAGCUAGCGAACCCGAAAGAAACCAAGAAAGGGAAGAAGAAGCUGGAAAAAGCGCUCCAUCAAGCUAAUCAGGACAUUAUGUCACUGACAGAGAAGAUGCUCAAAGUGCAAAGUGAACUGGAUCAAAAUGAAAACAAAUUGUCUCAAGUUUAUCGAAGUAUGGAGAUGAAGACAGUUGAGAUUGAAAGAUUAAAAGUACAAGCUGACAAUGCCAAGAAAUACUCUGACGAAGUGAAUGAGUUAAAGACCGAGUUAUCAAACAAAGACAAAGAGGUUCAGGGCCUCACAAAGACUGCUAAUGAGCUGGAACUUACUGUUGCACAACUAGAAGACAAAAUGGAGCGAGAUUAUGAGCGAAACAGACAUUUAAAGGAGGAGAGUCAGAGGAUAAAAUCCGAAUACGAAGAGAAACUGAGAGAUCAACAAAAAUACGUAGAUGUUGUCCAAACAGAAAUGAAGCAACACUAUGAUGCAGAGGUUAAAAAGUUACGAAGCGAGCAGGAAUUGACGUUAUACUACUUAAAACAAGACCACGAGACAGCAAUGAAGAGAAAAGAACGAGCCAUUGAAACUGCUAAGAAAAAGAACGAGGAACUCAAAUCAAAGGCCGAUUUGUCAGCAUCAGAGUCGAGCCCAAGACUCUCUCACUUCACGGACAGUCCCAUUGGCAAACUAGGAUCGCCAUUCUCACCAGACAGUAGCGAGAGCGAAGCGGGCACACAAGGACGAGUGUCACUCAAAUCGUCAGCUCAAAGYAUUCGAAUGAUGYUGCGAAAGAGUGGUACCGAGACAAGUGUUGGUUCUCCCCAGGAUUCUGGUGUMCAAUCCCCAGUUGUCGAGUCACCAACUAAGAUGUUGUUACGCAAGGAGUCUAUAGAACGAAGCAAAGGAGAUUUAAAUGAACAGAACAGCAAAACGCCAGAUACACCAAAGACUAGUGAUAGCAGCAAAAAUAGAAAAUCGAAAUCACCUGAUACCAAGCCAGGACGAAGGUCAAAGUCUCCACAGAAAACAGUACARAUCAAUACAUUAGAGGAAGAAACAAAUGAAGGAAAAUCCAUKGAAAAUACGAACAUUGGAAAACAUGUAACUCAAGCUGAAUCUGCAACUGGAAAAGUAGAGAUGAUCGAUGCAUCAGUACAAAGUGACAGUGAAGAUCAAGACGUGACMAGACCAAAACCAAUUCUACGUCGAACCUCAACUUUGCAAGUCGUCCAYGAACACGAUGCUGAUUUGGAAGAGGAUGCUGAGGUGGACUGGGCGAAUCUUUCUCCAGAGGAGUUACUAGCACGGGCAGAAUUGUUCAAAGCUAAGAGUUUGAAGAAAAUUGAAUCACUUAACAAAGAGUUAUCAGAAUGGAAGACAAAGUAUUUAAGGAAGACUGAUUCUUUGAGGCGAGAGGUUGCAGAAGCAAACGGGAAACACUUUGAGGAAAGAGAGAAUCUCAUAAAUCAGCUGAAGGAAGCACAGGCUUUGAAGGAACAAGCAGAACGAGAGGCAGAACAAGCCGUUCUUCAGUUGGAAGAGAUUUUAGCUGAACAAGAAGAAAUGCGUCUUGUUCAAGAAAAGUCUUUACAAGACCGUCAAGAUGAACAYACUAUGACUGGAGUAUCUUUACGAAGCGUACGAAGCGUAGAAAACCGAGAUACCAUGACUGGAAAGUCCUUAGAUAGUAAACAGUCCCUCCAGUCAGACAGCUAUCACUCGUUCGUUAGUCGUGGCGUCAGCCCAUUUCCUAUUAUGGAGUCAAGCACACAAGAAGAUACGGUUGGAGAGGAGCAUGGUGCCGACUACAAGCCAAGCCCACGUGAUAGUGGUUUCGAGGGGGCUGGAUCGAGUGUGAGAUUCGAUUCCAGGCCUGAAUCAGGAUCAGAUAACACGUCCAGUGUUUUGUCACAUCGAGUCACCAAGAUUUCAGAGCCACCACAGGUAACCCGAUCUAAUACCCUGGCAGCCCCUCGRAGAGAGGUCGURAUGAGUGCUCGGGCUCGUCGACGAUUGAUUAGUUCAGCUCUUCGGGAUCAUCCGGUUGCUUCGGAGACUCUUCGUACUUACGAGAGCGUUGURAGAUUCAAGGAAGAUAUYACAAAGUGGUUAGAACUUCAAGGAUUGUUUGUCGAGAUGGGGGAACUGACGAAAUUAGAAAUGGCUGCUGUCAGCAAGGCUAAUUUAGCGGAGAUGAUUGAACGAAUACCAGAAAUACGAUACUGUAUAUCUCAGGUGUUGGAUAAAGUCAGUAAUAUAAUUUCAACUCAGUCUUUAGUACGCGAAUCAACAACGACAACAGAACCGAUUAUCAAAACCAGCGCUGAGAGUACUCGCUACGAAACAACGGACGUGCUCCCACCUGACGAUGCCGACGCAAGCGAAGAAACCUCCAGCCAUAAAAAACAACUCGACUUGAAUUAUGGKAAAUUGUUGAAAGAGUACAAUGACCUCGCCGAGGGCUACGAAACUUUGAAGAAACAUCUGGAAGAAGAAACAAAAUUCCACCAAGAACAAACCAGCCAGAAUGCUGCAAUUAUGGUGGACAUGCAGGAGACAAUAAACAGACUUCAGUCACAACUAGACGAUGUGUUGGCAGGACGCUCGUAUUCUAGGCGUGCAAGUUCUUCAAUAAUGUUUACCCGAAUGGAUGCCGAAAGAAAUGGAAAAAUCCUAAAACGAGCCAUCAACGAAAAACGAUUGACUGACGACAAUGUUACGAAGGUGUUCGAACAAAUGUCGGAUUAUGUCAGUUUGCCUGCCAAACGACUGUCAAUCAUAGUUCAGAGAUACAGACAUCAUCACGCCAUGCAGCAAAUAGAGGAACAACUUAGAAAAAAUGGAGGAAAUUUGGACAACAAGGUUCUUCAGACGUUGCAAAAUAUGGAGCGUCUUCAGAACGAGCGGGCGAAGCGAUGGGGUGACAGGAUGGACGACAUAGCCGACACAAGACAGCGACUUGCUCARUUAAUGACCGAAACAUUUGAAAAAUUAGAAAAUGAUACUGGAAUAUUCCUGAUUAAACCGGUUUUAUCUUAUCAAAGCAGAGCCAACCCAACGGGUGGAUACAUCGUCAGCAACAAGAAACAGUCGCCUGGGCCACCAUCAGCUGUAGGAAAUGGAGCACCGUCGGCACCAGCUCCCACGCCAUGGCUAUCAACUGGUAAAACAAGCGCACAAAGUCUUCAUACGCGAGGCAUCAAGACUUCACCGUCCAUUCCUGUCAUGACCAAACAUGAAGUAGACAUCAACAUGGAAAUUAAUACCACACAUCAAGGACAAGAAGUGUACAGUACGCAAACCUGGGAGGUUUCUAAAUCUCAGAGUAUUGGGAGUCCAUCGGUAAACGCGGCCAUAAAUACACCACGCAUGCUUGAACUUGAUGUGAACCGCAUGAUGAUUGGUCAGACACAAGCGAGCACUGGUUUUGUGGCGUCAAGUGAUAAUGGUGAAGUACCCAGUUCAUUAGUCAGAAGUUAUGUGACUGUAGAACGACCAUCUGGCGGGAAAAAAGUCAAGAAAACUAGACAACCCAGUAUAUCAGAUUAUUCGUAYGAAGCCAUGGUACCACAUCUACGUAACAGUCCAGCAACAUUACGUUACUCGCCACUACCUCCAAUACGCAUGCCCGAAGUACGGCAGGAUUCACAUGCCAGUAAAUCAUUACGUAGCUAUCCCGAAAGCGAGGCUCUGACGCAGUCAUUCCCAGGAAGCCCUGCUGACUUAGAGAGAUUUGGUCAAAUUAGCCCCUCGCGUUUAGCAAUGGAAGAUGGACGAACACUUUCACCUGAUGUCGUUCCAGCUCACUGACAAAUAAAUCGAUGAAAUCGAGAGAAUCGACAUAUCAAUCAUCAUCAUCAAUGAUAUCAUCGUUGUGGCAUAUCAUUAUAACGAUUUGUAUAUACGAUCAUGUCUAUAGUCGACGUGUUUUAAACUGGUUUUUGUUUUGUAUAAAUACUGACAUCGUCAUGCUCAAAUAAAUUGUUCCAAAAUCAUGACAAA